AUGAACACAUUUCUACUUUUACUGGCAUUUUUUGUGUUCUGCCGAUGUUACUGUCGUGGAGAGAUCACGCAAAUGAGGAAUCUUUCCAGCUGGACUCCGUGUUCUUCACAGUGUUGGUGCGCGCACGAUGACAAGAAUCGUGUCUAUGGAAGAUGUGUCGUGAAUAAACUGGAGGAGCCGGUAGAAUUCAACUCUUCCAGGCAACUCCACUUUUUGUAAGUAAUGAGUGAGACACUUAAAACAAAAAAUUUAGAGGAUCAAAACUCGGUUAUGCCGUAAUUGAAACUUUAAAGCGAAGAACGUAUCGUAGAGCACUCUUGCAUUGCUACGCAAAUGAUUGUUAAGAAAAAAAAAUUGAUAAAAUGUAAGCGAUGGCUGAAACACUUCCUGAACAGAAAUACAGACUAAGCGACUUGCUUUUCUUUUUAAGUGUUAGUAGCCUGCAAUGGAGAACGCUUCGUAAAAGAAGAUCAGUUAUCUCAAAACUUUGUUGCAUGCUCCAGGCAAGGGAGAAUGAAUAGGUGUAAUUAAUUUGUUUCAUGUCUUUUUAAAUGUAAUGUUUAGACUACAUUCAACGCUUUGAGGCUUCCUCUUAUUAAAGUUUAAUCCUUACGAACUAUCCCCGUUAAUUUUUCCCUUUUGAAAAUAGAAAAUAUCAAUUGAAAACCGUAAACAUCGAUAGUAAUGACCUCGGUUUUGUCGCACUAAAUACUAAAGCACUUCUAUGGUCCAUAUUAUUUAGAGAGAUUUGCACAUUUUCAAGGAAUGUUCUAUGAAAUCCAUAAACAAUUGAGAAUUGACAGCAAGACUAAGAGGCUUGAAUUAAGAGCACAACCACCUUUAAGAACUCUGAAAUAUCAUGAAAGCUUCACUGCACGCGGUUUUAAAACACGAAGCGCCGGAGCAGGGAGCAGUGCAGUGAUUAGGGUGCUUAUAUUCCUCACCACUAGUCUCAGUUUAUGGUUAAUUCGCGUUCUCACUCCGGAGGUGUUUUCCCCCGGAUUCUCUGGUUUUCCUCCCCCCUACAAAUAAAAAAACAUUCCGAAUUACCAUUUGAUCUGUAAACAGUGGAUGAAGAAGCACCUUGUAGAUGUACUUCGAGGUAAUUCCUCCAAAAUCUAAUUUACCAACGAAAGUUUCUUAUUUCCGCCGAAGUGACUUGCCCCCGCGUUAUGUCGCAGUAAUAUGUCCGCUUAUCUAAGUUCAAUUAUUUAUUAAAUUCGCCUUUUUAAGAUCAUUGAUGAUGGGUGUCCGCAAGGACACUGUCAUUAACUCGAAAGUGAGAUUUGUUUGAUAUAACAGCAAUUUUUCGAUCCGCAGGUCCUUUGCUGAUAAUGGAAUCAGAGUAAUACCAAGGGAAAUCUUUACAAACCUUCACAACCUCGAGUUUCUGUAAGUGCCCGCGUUAUGAUCAAUGUUUUGUGCGAGGUUCAUUGCAGUGUAAAAGCAUUUUUUUUUUGUUUUUCAUUGGCUGAGCCUCAUCAACGUCAUAAGACCUUAGGUGGGGACAAUUAAUUCAUGGUAUAUGAGUCACGACAGACGCAUUCCGACGGGAUUCGGGUACUUUGUACUAAUCCCCUAUGACACUGCAUAGGAUUCUCACAACAUAGUAACACAACGUUUACUUAUUUAGUAUAUUUGCUGAUCUGAUUUAUAACUGCCAGAUGCAACAAAGCGAUAUUUUUUUACGUAGUUUACGUAUUUUCCACAAAGAGUCGAAUAUCUCAUUUGGAAUUAACCAAAGAGAAAUAUUUUCCCUUUCAGAUCUUUGUCAAACAACAGCAUUGAAAUCAUCAACGAACAUGCAUUCAAAGGCUUGACUAACCUGCGUAUCUUGUAAGUUUUUUAAUGAAUCCUUUCCUAACUAAUUUUUGAUUAAAAUACUGGAACACUUGAACAGAGCAACGGACAGGCAUGUUAUGAGACUGAAUUCCCCUUACAGCCUCUAUCCCUAAAGAAACCUUCCCAUGGACGUAGGUAUUAAAUCCACAGGGAAUAAUGCUCCGUGAACUGUGCACGCUGCUUGCUUGUCUUUGAUGGUGAACGGAUAGAUGUCCAAAAGAAAGCAAAGAUCGCAACAAAAAAUUGGUUAUUUUCAGGUCUUCCUUAGAUCUCCGAAAACGAGACAGUCGUAAAAUAACAUGCAUAUGAGGAAUUCUUUCGGGAAUGAUACUAAUAUGAAGGAUCCAGUCUUUUCGCUUCAUCCUAUCUCACGUAAAUCCUACCUCGUUUUCAAGUAAUUUCUAUGACGUACCAGCCUGAUUGUUCGUUAUUCGUUACAAAGAGAAAGUACUCUUUUUAUUAAACAAAAGUUCAUUUUAUUCAAAAGAAGUAAUUUUUCAUAAUCCAGAGAUCUCCAAAACAACAAUCUGAAGGAAUGGAACGGGGAUCCCACACGAGACAUGCCAUUUCUUGAAGUUCUCAAAAUUAACGGCAACGAGGGCUGGAUACCCAAUCAGCAUAUCCUUCACAUGCCCGAACUCAAAGAGAUUCUUGGGGUUACAUGGAGCUCGCACUGCUCUGCCUGCGACCUCCUUAAGAUUCCCGGAAAUGAAACAAUGUCAGGAGAUGAGGAAAUGGGAGAUUACGAGGAAUACAGUGGAAAUGGCUUGAGUGGGGAAGGAGAAAUAAGCGAGAUGAAGUGUCACGUAACUCUCGAGGAGUUUUACUACUACCCUAAGGCAGUAAAUUAUGGAGUUUCUGCGCAAUUUGUGAGACAAGGCUUCUCGCCACAAUGCUUCUGUGACUUCAGCUCGGAUUGCUACCACCGCGAUGUCGUUGUACCGUAUUUAACAAAGUUGUACGACUUUCCUCGAAAACUGUUCCUUUCACAGUAUGCCUUAGGAGGAUUGAUUGUUGUUCUCAACAUGUCUGUUCUCAUUGUGAUUAUGACGUCAAGACUGCUAAGGAAUAACAUUUCAUUCGUCUUGGUUGGCAGUAUGGCGUUAAGCGAUAUUCUGAUUGGUGUUCACAGCGUGAUGAUCGCCAAAUACAACAUAUUCAGUGACUCAAACGUUAAGCCGCGAGUUGUUAUGGAAACGGACACCUCCACCUGCACAUACAUGGGCAUGGUAUUCACUAUAGGCCAGGUUACAGCUGUAUUCACCUCUCUCAUGCUAACUGUAGAAAGAUAUCUUGUCAUAGUGUACUUCCAGAGAUGCAGAGGCAAGGUUAAAACCAGAACUUUGGUCAUCAUUUUAAUUCUUGUGUGGACAGGAGCGAUCACCUUUGCGAGCUUGCCUUUGUUUGGCGUAAGAAAGCUGGAAUAUCACAGAUGGUUCCAGUGCACGAUGCCCUUCCAUACAGGAAAACAUCUGUUACAAACAUCUAACAUAACUUUAAGCAUCUCGGCCAUAUUUGUACUUCUUUACCUUAUCAGUCUGGGACUUUACAUUUUGAUAUUCUGCUAUGCAAGGAGAUCCAGCAUGCAGUUCGGCAUUAAACGUGAAGCGAGACUAGCGAGGAAAAUAGCAGUGCUGGUGUCAUCAAAUUUUAUCCUAUUCACUUUACCAACUGUUCUACUGCUAGUCUACGUAUAUUCCUUCUCUGAAAUUCUUGACGCUGCCGAGUCAUUCCCGAGCAUGCGUUCUUUAUUCAUUAUUGGUGGUUGGCUUCCAGUCACCUGUUUUAACCUGAAUUCGCUGGCGAACCCGUUUCUCUAUCCAUUCAGACACCGUCGAUUCAAGAAAGAAAUACGUUCGAUACCCCGCAGGUUACGCAACAGUGUCAGUCAUUCGUUUUACCCAGUGUUCGCCACGGCACAGCACUUCAGCUUGCGCACAUCUGCACUUAGCCACCAGUUGCGUCAGCAGUUCCAUUCCUUCGCGCCUCGAAGGGAGGGUGAGAACUCACUACACGUUGAUGCAGAUGUUAGACAUGGUCGUGGACGAACUGCAACAAAUGUAAAAUUUCCCUGA
Molecule: messenger RNA, 3917 nt
Organism: Pocillopora meandrina
Lineage: Eukaryota; Metazoa; Cnidaria; Anthozoa; Scleractinia; Pocilloporidae
Source: the annotation of a GenBank genome assembly